AUACAGGCCGUUUGUUUUUGUACUGAAAUGUUUGUUAAUUGUUUUUACAUGAAUGGAUUAUAUAUACUAAAAGUAAAAUGUGUACAUAGGUAUUAGUUAAAUCGUAGUUUUGCUGAAAUAUUGUCCGUGUGAUUGACAGGAAGUGUGACUAAUAGCAUUGUUGUAAUCUUUUAAAAACAUUAAAAUACGAUGUGAACUUACGAUUCGGUACUAGUGUUCAGUUAGGGAUAAAGACAUCUUUUUUUGUAUUAUUAGCUCUGCUGGCUGACCAUGGAAAUCGACGAGUCUUCGUCAACAGAAAACAUUAUUUUCGAAAAUGAACGUGACAAAAUCAUAGAUUUUCUAACAAGCAAUAACCAAGUCAUAUUCAAGCUGCAACAAAUUGGUGACAACGAUUUAAACAAACAACAAAAGUUUGAAAUAGCCCUGGAGAUCUUCGAAAAGAGUAAAAGUAACUUUUUAAUAAAAUUCGGUCGUUAUUUGAAAGAGAAUCAUUUAGAAUAUUUUAAAGAAUUCUCUCAAGAGGACCAAGAAAUAGAUCUGAUAAUGAAGCAGUUAAUUAUGGAGAUAAGAACAAGAAAUAAGCAAGUUAAAAACAGACGAUACGAAGCAUUAAAGCAACUAAUCAAAGAGGAUGAAUAUUUCUCUGACAUUGAGAUGAUGAAAAGAAAUCCUGUGCUGUAUGAAGAACUGGUCGGACAAUAUUUAACUCCCGAAGAAAAAUGCGAACGAGAUAAAUAUAAAAUGGAUGGUGGAGUUACUUUUGUUAAAAUAUUAAUGGAAGGUAUUGAACGUGAUAAUGCGGAAGCAACCAGAAAGAAGUUAGAAAACGAGGAGGAAGAACAAACAAUGGAGACAGAUUCCGAUAAUUCAGAAAGAUCCGAAAGUCCACCACCGUGCACAUCCAGAUGGGGCGAAUACGACGACGCUCCGAAGCAAAUCCACAAGCAGAAACCGAAGGCCAAAUUCAUAACUGCAGACGAAAGAAAGUUGUUAAAAGAAGAGUUCGUAACUCACAUGUAUCAAAGUUUCCUAGACGGCAACGAUCUGGAUUUCGAUUAUGGUACUGUAGACGAUAAUGUGAGUUACGACGAUAUGGAUCAAAUUGAUCAUGACGCUGAAGAUGCGUAUUUCGAUUCGGAAGACCCGGAAACUAUACAAGUGGAGAAUGGCAAGGUUGAGAGUUCUGAGGACGAACUGGACAUUUAUAUGAGUGCCCUUAAUGAUCAUCCUGCCGUUCGACAAUUGUCUGUGGAAAUGCAAAAGUUGUAAAUUUUCACAUUUGAAUAAAGUUGUAUAACUUUUUUUAAUUAUAAUAAAUAGUUUUUUGUAGUUAACAGAUUAAA
Messenger RNA from Aethina tumida (small hive beetle), 1346 nucleotides. RefSeq names its product coiled-coil domain-containing protein 97. The record is from RefSeq and is a predicted model, not a curated record. Bases 271 to 1272 code for a protein of 333 amino acids. The transcript is spliced from 3 exons. Lineage: Eukaryota; Metazoa; Arthropoda; Insecta; Coleoptera; Nitidulidae.